GUUAUUUUGUAAUAAUGAAGCUACAGGGAACAAAAUCACGCAACUAAUUUCUUGACGACUGCAAAAAAUUAUUUUCAUUGCAUUAUUAGGCAACCACUGUUCAUAUUUCUUCUUUCUUCUUUAGGUGGCGGAGUAUACAAAGUUGAAGUUUUUAGAGCAAUCAACGGAGGUUGCGCCGUUAAAGAUGGUGUCCACCCGGCUUAUCGAUUAUCCGGAGUAGACUUCUUUAAGAUCAAUGCUUCUCACUCCCGCCGUCGUAUCGCAGCCGUCUCAUCGCCGUCCGUCAACCAUAGUGUAUUGAAGUGAGAAAAAAUGGGGGACAAGAAGAAGACGUUCAUGUUCAUCCACCUAGUGUCAGCUGCUGGAACUGGAUUCUUCUAUGUCAAGAGAAAGAGUAGCAAGGGUCUUCUCGAGAAGUUUGAGUUCCGCAAAUACGAUCCUCGUGUCAACCGCCAUGUCCUCUUCACUGAGCAGAAGAUGAAGUGAUCUCCUUGUCUGCGUGUUACAUUGUUUUCAAAUCUCUUUGCAAGUAGUAUUGUUACUAUCUAAUCAAACAAGUUCUUCUUAAGCACCGUUGAGUUUUAGACUUCGUAAGUUUCAGUUUGAGGAUUGCUUUUAAGUUUUAACUAUCUCA
Raphanus sativus (radish) is the source of this 634-nucleotide messenger RNA. RefSeq lists its product as uncharacterized. NCBI's taxonomy places the organism in Eukaryota, Viridiplantae, Streptophyta, Magnoliopsida, Brassicales, Brassicaceae. Gene Ontology annotation, molecular function: structural constituent of ribosome. The transcript has 2 exons. The record is from RefSeq and is a predicted model, not a curated record. Bases 313 to 486 code for a protein of 57 amino acids. Gene Ontology annotation, biological process: translation. Gene Ontology annotation, cellular component: ribosome; large ribosomal subunit.